UCAUUCAAUAUUUUUUCUUGUUUUCUGUAAUGAUUUUUUCUUAUUUUCUGGACUUGGGGUUUUUGGUGUAAUGUUUGUGUGUGUCCCUGAAAAACUGUUUUGGCAGGAGUUGAAACGCCGCUGGACGUCCGUUCUCCAUCACAUUUGUGGCAUACAUCGCUGGGAGGAAGACGGACAGGAGAGGACUUGCUACCACCGGGACCUCACUGAAGAGCAGCAGAGAAGGAAGAAAUGGCUGCAAACCGACUCUGCUGCAUUCCAGACACUGUCGGACCACGUACUGAACAAGAACCUGUUGAAAGACCUCAACCACAUGACUCUCUUCCAACAUACAGGAGCCCUGGAGGUGUACCACAGUGCAAUGCUGAAGUACACUGAAAAGAGGCUUCACUUCGCCUACAGCUCUAUGAAGGCACGCACCCUACUCUCUGUGAUGGACAACAACGAGAAUGUUGGCCGUCAACAAGCAACGACCAGUGAUGGGACUCCGAGAUACAAUUUGGUUUUUCCCAAACAAUCUAAAAGAUGGGUUGCCAGGAAGAGGUACGAGCCAACCAGGCAGACAUUCAGGAAGGAUUUGGUGGAGCGGGUCCUGGAAAGGCGCAUGGAUCCUACUGUGAAGUUUGCAGAUCCACAUUUUUAUAUCCAGCAACCAGCUACUAUACCCGACAACAUAGCCACCGGACAAAGAUCAAGGUAUUGCAGAGCACGUCUCCCGUUUUAAAACAUGAUUAAAAGGGGAAAAUGAAAGUCUAACUGGAGUUUAGUGUGGUGCUAAAUACUGUCUGCAAACAUUAGUAAAAAGACAAAAAGGUCAACAGCAAAACAUUUAUUGAACCAUAUACGUGUACAUUGUUGUUAAAAUGUUACCGUAAACAAUCGUAAUGUCAUCUGUAACCAAAUGUAUGUCUUCUUUUUGUGUUUGAUAUAAAGGAUUUGUUGAAGUAGCAAAUGUUUUCUAGUAGACUACAGUAGUGUUGUGUUCAAAACAAUCUCGGAGCAUCUUGUGCUUCCCUGAAUCCAACAUAUUGUCCAGCGGCCGAAGGGUAUUUGUUUCGGAUGCUGGUCACUACACAGGAUGGAAGAACACGUCGGUUUCCUCUUCCCAGCUGUGUUCCUUUCAACCCCCACUCAAGAACGAUUCUGUAAGCCACCAAUCGGUACUGCCUAAAACAAGAAGGAAUACAAGUUAGCUUUUGGGAGCAGGCUCUUACAAAAGACAGCUAAACUAUGGUAAUAGCACACAAAGACAAUGGCCCUACUGCUGUUCAUGGUGGUAGACAGAUUUGCUGAAUUGAUCAGGCUAAAAAGCCUACGGCCUAUGUCUAUAUAGUAAAAAAAUUGUCCAAGCAAGUCACGCUUGUGUAUUUCAUUUUUGCCUUUAGUCCUGGUAGGACCUUUUUAACCAGAGCAAUAUUGUAAUUAAGAAACUUCUUAGUUAAUAAAAAAUAAUAGCUGGCUAGAUAUUCUAAGCUUUCUCCAUCAGCCACUCUCUAGACGGAGGCUGUGGUUGUAGGCCUGCAUCAAUGGUAAAGAGCCUAGCCUAUAAUAAAGCAGACUUGGAGUCCAUGUAUGAACAUACCAUGUAUAAUAUUUGAUUGAUUGCACUUUAAUAAAUCAAUUAAAUUAUUAUAUAUGGUAUGUUCAUGCAUUGCAACACACAAUUACAUUUUGUUUGGAUUGCACACUUACAACAUUGACAACUGGCCGUUGGGUCCAGCAGGUCUGGGUCUUCUUUUCCAAUUUAUUUUAUCAAAGGAGAAGAAUGUUUCCAGCACUCCUCGAUUUAGAAGGGGUAGAAAGUCCUGGUGCUCCGUAAUGCAGAUUGCCCUGUCUCGGGGGGCGCUAUGCCCAGACACAUCGAGAUCCUGAAUGCUAGUGUCCAGCUCCAGCUCUUGCAUCUGUGGGAUGACUAAGUCCCACUCCCUGCAGCAAAAGCAUUCGUCCCCUGUCGGCAUUUGAAUACAUUUUCUGCACUGGCACCACCAGUCUCCCGUUGUUCUGUCCCGGUUCUCUACUGCAGCUCCAGCGGGGACGGUCUCUAAAGACGCUCUUUCUCGUUCUGCCCUUUGAGCAUCCAUCUCUCUCAGUUCUUCAUCCGUGUAUUCCGGCUCGUACAUGUACGGUUCGUUGGAUACAACAAAUUCCUCAUUAUCGUCGUCAAAAGCCCUCCAAACGUGGCCAUAUCUUUUUAAUUGAAUACGCUAAUUCCUUCGUUCACUGUACUCGGCGUUUGUAGCAUUGACAGCGGCAGGUAAAUAAACUAGAGCCGGUAACCUAGGUAUCAGUCCGCCGCUGCCGUAGCCUACUACCAGGAAUAUAACACUGCUGCUGAGACCCAGCAAUUCCCUCAAAAUGCAAUGCAAUGCAAGGUUGGUUUUAUUUCUAACAUUAUUCUAUAAACAGACAUUUAAAUCUAUAGUCUGGUGUUAUUAUUGAUUGACCUUGGGUGUACUGUGGAGUGGGUAAGACUGUUUUUAAUAGCAGGCUAGCUUUGCCCGUUCACUUGCGCUAGCCUAGCACGAGAGAACUCCGCAACUAGAAGGACUGAAUAAAAUGUGUUGAAAACUGUCUCCAGUGAUAUAGAAUACCAAUGCUCACUUGGGAAUCAGGCCCUAUGUCCAAAAUUCCAAACUACCCCUUUAAGGAUAUAUGUGGUAAUGGAACAGGUAGGGGUUAGACAGUGUUUAAAGAUAUAUGUGGUAAUGGAACAGGUAGGAGUUAGACAGUGUUUUAAGGAUAUAUGUGGUAAUGGAACAGGUAGGGGUUAGACAGUGUUUAAAGAUAUAUGUGGUAAUGGAACAGGUAGGAGUUAGACAGUGUUUAAGGAUAUAUGUGGUAAUGGAACAGGGAGGGGUUAGACAGUGUUAAAGGAUAUAUGUGGUAAUGGAACAGGUAGGGGUUAGACAUUGUUUAAGGAUAUAUGUGGUAAUGGAACAGGUAGGGGUUAGACAGUGUUUGGUUUUCGGGACUGAAGCCCAGAAUCUCACCUCAAAAGCCCUGUAUCUUUUUUUUUUGGUGAAAAAUUACUUUGAAGUUGUUAAAGUACAUUAGCUAACAAUUGUCACUAUUCUUGAGUUUUUUUUACCAUCUAGUGGAAAGGACAUUCAACAGCAUGGAUAGUACUUCGAUACAAAAUCAUGGGCCUAUUUUUGGCCAAGCACACCAGCAUAAAAUGCAAAAAGGCCAACAAACAAACAAACAAACAAUUCUUCUCCGCAAUCCUACUUUGAAUCUACUGAAAGUUGCUCUCAAAAAAAGUCUCAAUUGUAGUUUACAUAAAAAUCUCUAGAGUUCAAUAGUUAAGUGGUUAUUGUUUCUUUCCAUUAAACAUAAUUGUCUUGAGCGGGCCCUGCAACUGAAAAUGUAGGCUAAGAACUAGAAGGGAUUUAGGAUUUGCCAAUGUCCAGCAGGUCACCUUAAAAUGGAGUGACCUAGAAUAUGAAAUAGAAU
This is a messenger RNA of Gadus chalcogrammus (walleye pollock), 3453 nucleotides long. RefSeq lists its product as uncharacterized. Bases 71 to 724 code for a protein of 217 amino acids. The record is from RefSeq and is a predicted model, not a curated record. Lineage: Eukaryota; Metazoa; Chordata; Actinopteri; Gadiformes; Gadidae. The transcript is spliced from 3 exons.